Molecule: messenger RNA, 4175 nt
Organism: Pomacea canaliculata
Lineage: Eukaryota; Metazoa; Mollusca; Gastropoda; Architaenioglossa; Ampullariidae
Exons: 13
Coding region: 877-3963 (1028 amino acids)
Source: RefSeq, a predicted model, not a curated record
AAUAUUAACUUUCUAGUUUGUUUGCAGAUGAAGGAAAGUUUAAUACUAGAGUUAUUAUUUUCAUUAAAACAGAUCAGCUCGUCUAGUCUGUACAUCAUCGCACUCAUCCCUAAUGCCGAUAUCAGCAAGCCUGUACCUAUUGAGGUGCUCCUAUAUUACAGUGUGUUGUAUAUUAUCUGUCACAAGAAACCACUUGUCAACACCAGGUCAGGACAAUGGUUAUCUACAAAGAUUGGUCGUUUCUGAAAAAUUGUAAGAUACAUGUGACCUCAGUUAUACUACAAUCGGACUCGGCUCAGAAAUUGUGAUUAUGUGUCUGUUGGUUCAUUCUAAUUUUCUUCAUUACAGUGCACAGGUCAGAAAAUUAAUCAUUAUCUAUGAUUCGGGAACUUAUGUGUGUGUGCGCGCGCGUGCAGGGGCUCAUGUGAAGGUGAUAAAGAUAAUUGAUACUUUAUAUUUUAAACGCCAUUGACAGCAUCAUUGUGAAGUUUGGAAGUAAAAUAAUAACAAAGAAAUAAAUAACUAGAAACUAGAAUGUAGCAAUCAACAAUUUUGAUUGUUCCGGUCCAGAAAUAUCUCUGUAGCUAUCACAUGCUCUAACAAUGAACGACCACCAUAUAAUUGUCUCUUAAGAAUGUACUAACACAAGCACAUAUCCUGUGUAACUAUUCAGCUAAUUAAAACAUCUUCUUAUCACCACAAUGCCCUACAAUAACAGGGUAUAUAACAGGACAGGUACAUCGUGAACUAGGAUUGACGAAGACAACUUUCACUGAGCGCACAGAAACCAGAUUGUUGUGGGAAGUGACGGGACUUCAAACACUCUCUUUCUAACUUUCAACAAUGUUGGAUUAUUUUCAAAGAUAAUUGCUUGGAAUGGCAGCUUUAAAGAAUUUGAUGUUUUUCCAACAUCAUGUUUCUUACUCUCGUCGGACACACCUGUUUCCAGGACAACUGGCCAUGGUCUUGUCAUGUCUAUACAUUACUGCUGUUUCCACCCAAGAUGGAAAGAUUACCUGCACCGCGCCAUCGGUGAAGCCUCUUCAAGAAGCAGUUCUUGUUUGUCACUUUCCCGAGGAUCUCAGUGUCACAAAGAAAUCAUUCUCAGUCUACCACUAUGCCAACGCUGUUAUAGACUGCUGGUGGAUGAGUAAUAAAAUGGACUGUUUUGCUCAACCUGGCUUCAAGUCCAGCAAGACCGUUGGAACAAACACGACAGUUACCAUCAGAGAAGUGACCUCAGAGGUCACCGGGACUUACGCUUGUCAGGUGGAUGGCUACGGAUCGAAGUCUGUGGAAACUUGCGACAUUAAGUUUGAACUUGGGAGCAGCGACACAUGCAGAAUCGUUCAUAACCGAUUUCAAGCCAACAUCACUUGCUUCUUCACCGAGGACAUUGCGAAAACAAGAAGAAGGUUUGCAGUCUAUAAACACAACGGGCAAGACAAACACAUGGUCGCGAAUUGUUCAUGGGAGGACACAAGGCCCAGGUGUCAGGUGGAACAUGGUUACCUGAACAGUGAUGAUGUGUCCUACUACACUACUUUCAGGAUACUGCAGGUAGCAAAGGAUCAGUGGGGUAACUACUCUUGUUGGCAUGAAGGUUCUAUUUCUGGUCAGCAGGAGACGUGUCAACUCGAUAUUGACGACAAUGAAAAACAUGCUGCAAAGGUGGACGAAACGGACAACACAUUGGCGAUUGUACUGGGGUCGCUGCUUUCGACUUUAUUACUGGUGGCUGGGAUCGUCUUAACGCUGGUUUUCAAAGGAAAGAUUCCGUUCUUGCGUCGUCGGAUCGGCCAGAUAAAUAAAGAACCAGAUGGUGAAGACAGUCCUCUGACGACAACCCCGAAAGAUACAGACGUUGAGGUGAUCACUAAAGAGUUUAUGCAGCGCCUGGUUGAGGAUGUUAUAGAAAUGUACCCAGAAAUACUGGAUACUUGUCAUUUCGUACCACCUGUCUACGUUAACAAAACUCGAUACAAAACUCAUUCUGUGUCAGGGGAAGUUGUUUACAUCCCUGUCAUUCCUGAUAUGAAAAAUACACAAGAUAUGGGUAUUGUAAGACAUGACAGAGCCAUGCAACAUGUCCUGCACUGUCUACAUCACAUGGCCGAUCAAAGACAAGAUAAGAUGUUUGUCCUGACACAGUUUAACUACGACGACUAUCUGAACAACCCCGGUACUGACUAUCAACAACAUCGUCUACCUGUGCCGUCAAGUGUCAUACACAAGGAUGACGACGUGGCCUGUGUGGACUUUGUCAUCGUGCACAGACAACACGGGGUGUUGGUGGGGGUGGUGAAGGCGGUCAGUGACAAGGUGGAGGACAGUGACGAUGGUCAGCAAGACGAGGGAGGAUGUAUUGUCACAGCAGUGACUGAGGCUGUACAGCAGCUACAGAAGGCAAAUCGUGUGAUAAGACAUGUCAUGUCAGACCAGCGACAGUGUCAUACAGUUCGUCACACACUGAUACUACCCAACCUUACCCACGCCUCACUUAGCCUUGCUGUCUACAAACAUUCUGAGCUGGUUGAGACUUUAAGCGGGUGUUUAGGUGUGACAGCCACAGAAGACCCCACUAACCAGUGUCUGUGUGUUGAGGACUUGUCACACCCGUCUACACCUGGUGUCCUUACAUCUGAUGUGGUCAACACGUUACGUGACCGCUGGAAGUGGACGAUUGCCAGGGUUGGUGGUGUCGCCAUGAACGAUGAUAUGUAUCUCACUGUAAUAGCCAGGUUCUGUGGCCCGGCGACACAGUCUACUCUAGACAUACAAGACCAACCUUACCUGCUGCCCAAGACUCUGGCAGAAGCUGUUUCACUGACAGGAGACCUGUACGAGCGAUGGACACUGCAUCCAGACAUGGUAGACAUGCUCAACGAACAACGAAUGUUUCUGGUCGGUCCACCUAGUGACGAUGAAACACGAAUGUUGAUCCUGGCUGCCAAUAGGUGGCUGUCACAAGGUCACCAGGUGUAUAUUCUCUCCGAUUCUACAGAACCUCGUGACUCUGGAAUGACGUUGUUGUGGAAAAAGUUAAAAACAAAAGACGACACGGAUGAGGCUGUUGACCCUUCCCGAGGUCACCUUAGUGUGGUGCAGUGCGAUCUGAACAACAAAAACGAAGUUGAAAAAACGCUGGAAAAACUAAACGCGAGGGAGGGCAGCAGUCCUUGUGUAAUAGUCCAAGACACUGUUGUCAACAGAAGGCAUUUCAGAUCGUUCUGUGAGACUCUGAGAAGCCGAUGUCCUGAUGUUUAUUUGUGGGCCACAAUCAGCACAUACAAGAAUGUACCAGAAGGAUGGACAGUAAAGACCUUCAGAAAGGCCCUCAUCUGUCCCCCUGCAGUGGUCAGAGAAGUCUCAAAUGUAGCAGCCGCUAAAGUUCCACCUGGUGGUGAAGGCAAACUUACCUGUCUACCUCCAACAGACGGACCACCAGUUAGAUAUGUUAACCACGUUAAGUAUGGAGUUUGCACAGCUCAUAAAUGUAAAGAUUGUUCAAAGAAAGUUGCUGACUUUCUCAUCAAACAUCUUUUCAGAAGAAACGUUACCGUCUCACCUGCACAUGACGUCAGCGCUACAACAACACAAACAACACCUGGUCACAAGUCCACCACCUUGAAGACAGCGUCGAUCCUUCAAAAGAAAGAUGUUUUGGUUUUGUUUGAAAACGAUACAGACAGAAUGUAUCAGUUUUUGACAGGACUGAAAGAGUGUGGUAUUGCAGUGAGCACUUUACAGUAUGUGAAAGGCAAGUUUGAAUUUAUAGGAAAACCUGAUUCUGUCCGCGCCAUGCACGUGGACCAACUACGAUGGUACCCGGUGAGAAAGAAAGUCGUGGUGUACGUGGAACAUCACCGAAGUCCUGGAGAUGUUAGCCAAAAAACAGCUGGUGAUCAGCACCUGUACAUCACAGUUGAUUGUCAUUCGAGGAAAUCCCUGACUUUUGUGUAAUAUAUGUAAGAGUGUUUGUGUGUCACAUACUUAUGCUUGCAAGGAUCCAUACCCUAAGAGAUUGAGACAAGAAUAAUACUUGGACAAUAUACAAAAGUACGGAGGAUGAAAAACAGUACUAAUGACUAUUAAAAGACUAAUUUAGAAAACGCAAAGAAGAUUCAGGUAACAAGAACCCAGAGUGUCAAUGAUUUCGUCAGAAGUGAAAAAGU